Messenger RNA from Geosmithia morbida, 1527 nucleotides. RefSeq names its product carbamoyl-phosphate synthase small subunit. The record is from RefSeq and is a predicted model, not a curated record. Gene Ontology annotation, biological process: 'de novo' pyrimidine nucleobase biosynthetic process; L-glutamine metabolic process; L-arginine biosynthetic process. Gene Ontology annotation, molecular function: carbamoyl-phosphate synthase (glutamine-hydrolyzing) activity. Gene Ontology annotation, cellular component: cytoplasm; carbamoyl-phosphate synthase complex. The transcript has a single exon. NCBI's taxonomy places the organism in Eukaryota, Fungi, Ascomycota, Sordariomycetes, Hypocreales, Bionectriaceae. Bases 1 to 1527 code for a protein of 508 amino acids.
AUGUUCGCUCGAGCCAUCCCUCGUGCGGCCCGGGCGCCUAUCGCCUCUCUCCCGCCCAAGUCUGCCGUCGGGGUUGCUGCUGCUGCCCUCAGCAGCAUCACCGGGGCGCCGUCCAAGACUGACGGACGGGUUGCCGCUCCCAAGAAUACGACCGGCGUCCAGAGACGCUGGGCUUCCGGUCCUGCCACGGCCGGCAGCAAGGGGAAGAACGUGCCGGCUACCCAGAAGGCCGCUGCCCCCGCCAGCUCCGUCCCCGCUACCUUCACCAUCCGCGUACGUCACGUAUCGAUCACUCCCGGCCGUCGUCCCCUUCCCUCUGGCCCGUACGCUAACCUCUCCCAACAGGACGGUCCCAUCUUCCAGGGCAAAUCGUUCGGUGCCAACACCAACAUCACCGGCGAGGCCGUCUUCACCACGUCCCUCGUCGGCUACCCCGAGUCCAUGACGGACCCGUCGUACCGAGGCCAGAUCCUCGUCUUCACCCAGCCGCUGAUUGGCAACUACGGCGUGCCGUCCAUGGAGCGCGACCAGUGGAACCUGCUCAAGUACUUUGAGUCCCCCCACGUGCAGUGCGCCGGCAUCGUCGUGUCCGACGUCGCCCUCAACUACAGCCACUGGACGGCCGUCGAGAGCCUCGGCCAGUGGUGCGCCCGAGAGGGCAUCCCCGCCAUCUCGGGCGUCGACACCCGCGAGAUCGUCACAUACCUCCGCGAGCGCGGCUCCUCGCUGGCCCGCAUCUCGGUGGGCGAGGAGUACGACGCCGACGAGGACGAGGGUUUCGUCGACCCCGGCCAGAUCAACCUGGUGAAGCGCGUCAGCACCAAGGCACCCUUCGUCAUCGAGUCCCCCGGCGCGGCCUACCACGUCGCCCUUCUAGACUGCGGUGUCAAGGAGAACAUCCUGCGCAGCCUGGUCAGCCGCGGCGCCUCGGUCACCGUCUUCCCUCACAACUACCCGAUCCACAAGGUCGCCCAGCACUACGACGGGGUCUUCAUCUCCAACGGACCCGGCGACCCCACCCACUGCCAGGAGACGGUGUACAACCUGGCCCGCCUGAUGGAGACGUCGUCCAUCCCCAUCAUGGGCAUCUGCCUGGGCCACCAGCUCCUCGCCCUGGCCGUGGGUGCCCGCACCAUCAAGCUCAAGUAUGGCAACCGCGCCCACAACAUCCCGGCCCUGGACCUCACCACCGGCCAGUGCCACAUCACCAGCCAGAACCACGGCUACGCCAUCGACUCCAGCACCCUGCCCGACGACUUCAAGGAGUACUUUGUCAACCUCAACGACGGCAGCAACGAGGGCAUGAUGCACAAGACCCGCCCCAUCUUCUCCACCCAGUUCCACCCCGAGGCCAAGGGCGGUCCCAUGGACUCCUCCUACCUCUUUGAGAAGUACCUCCAGAACGUCAAGCUUGCCAAGGAUAGCCAGGCCGUCUACAAGGACAACAGGCCUACCCAGUUCCUCCUCGACAUCCUCAGCAGGGAGCGAGUCGGUGUCGACCCCACGCCUCUGGCUGGAAGCGGUUGA